Parnassius mnemosyne (clouded apollo) is the source of this 1437-nucleotide messenger RNA. Lineage: Eukaryota; Metazoa; Arthropoda; Insecta; Lepidoptera; Papilionidae. The record is from the annotation of a GenBank genome assembly.
AUGUAUGUACAUAAAUUAAAAAAAGAAACGACGUCGGAAGUCAGAUAUAUUAAUGACGGUUGGCCGAACGACGUCGAAAUGAGAGAAUUAAAACCAUAUAUUAACAGAAAAAAUGAGUUGUACAUGGAACUAGGUUGUGUAAUGUUGGGACAUAGGGUCGUUAUUCCAGACUCUUGCAGGGAUAAAGUUAUUAAGGAGCUUCAUGAGGGGCAUAUGGGGGUAGUAAAAACGAAGGCGCUAGCUCGGAGCCAUGUGUGGUGGCCGGGCAUAGACGAGGCUGUAGAAGCAGCGUGCCGUGUCUGCACCGUGUGCGCAGCGGUAGCUGACACACCUUCGGCGUACGCACCGCGCUCAUGGUCAUGGCCAGACCGCCCAUGGACCAGGAUACACAUAGAUUUUUUGGGGCCGAUAGCGGGACAAACUUUCCUUAUUGUAAUUGAUGCUCAGUCAAAGUGGAUAGAGGCAAUUAAAAUGAAUAGCACUACAGCGAAAGCUGUUAUAAAGGAGUUGCGAGAAAUGUGGGCGAGAUUCGGUUUACCAAAACAAGUGGUCAGUGAUAACGGUCCUUCAUUUUUCAGUAACGAGUUCAGACAAUUUUUAAGUUCCAAUGGAAUAGAACAAAUUUUUUCAGCUCCAUAUCACCCGGCUUCGAAUGGGGCGGCGGAAAUUGCCGUUAAAAUGUGUAAACGUAAUAUUAAAAAAGCAAUUAAGUGUAGAACAGACAUACACACGUCUUUAUAUAGAUUCCUAUUAGCUUAUAGAAAUACACCACACUACACGACCGGUGAAAGUCCUGCAAAAAUGUGCAUAGGGUGUAAUUUACGCAUGCGUUUAGAUUGUUUGAAACCUGAUCAGAAAGAAUUAGUAAAAGCUCGGCAGAAGCGAGCAGAAACAUCAGCUGAGGGAGCGAUUAGACAAUUUGCGGCAGGUGAGAAGAUCUGGUUUAGAAACUAUCGCGGCGUUGAUAAGUGGACGGCGGGGACAAUAAUAGAGAGGACAGGUAGUACGGAUUACAAAGUCAGAUCUAUCACUGGAACCGAGGAACACAGACAUAUCGACCAACUAAAGCGAAGAGUGUCAAACGAAACCAAAAUAGUAAACUCAACACGUAAUAAUAAUCACAAUCGUAACAGUAACACAAUACGCGAAUCACCUGUAAAACGAUUCCGCCCUUUGCUAAUGUUUCCAGUAAACAACGACCAACAGUCUGACGCGCCAGUUAACAGACCAAGCGCGGCCGUACCGGAGGGCGCAUCGCCAAACCCAACCGACGACACUGACACUGUAUUAACGGAUACUUCGCCAACGUCUAACGUGUCCAAUGUGCAGGAAAUAGAUAAUCAUGGCUCGAACAACAAUGUCACUAAUGAAUCGCGUGGUUUUCGCCGUGUAUGUAAACCAGUCAGACGAUAUGGUAUAGAUGAUUGUUACAAGUAA